GCUGCAGAUGAUAAGUGCGUUGCCCAGGGAGUCAAGUACCCUUCCGAGGUUCCAGAGAAAAGCCCUGGAUCUGCCGUUAGUAACCUGCAGAAUGCCCCCAGUCCUUCAAAAUCCUGUACUUUGUAUGGAGGUGGCGGUGUCAUUUUUGCGCAGGCCAAGUUUUCUAACUACUCUACCUUUCUAGCUGCAUUUGAGGAUUGGUGCAAACAAGGGUUGCAUGUGUUUACAAAAAGGAGGUCUAGAACAUGUCCAUUAGCUCAGUGUGAGGAAUUUAAAUACUCCUCAGUUGAAUUCAUCUGUGUCCAUGGACGCCCUCUAUCAGCCAUGGGCAGCGGAAAGCGCCCACAACAGUCUUAUUAUUUUUCAGGUUGCCAGGCACGCCUCUUGUUAGUUUUGAAGACAAAGCCAGAUAUGUGCUAUGUAAUCUCAAAACUUGUUGUUGAACAUAACCAUAGUCUGGAAUUAUGCAGCACAUACCCCCAAAACAGGCUUCUGACUACAUCUGAGAAGGAGACAUUUGCAGAUGUAGCAAAAUGCAAUAUUAAACCUAAGGAUUUCAAAAAUUAUGUCUAUGAAAAAACAGGCAAGACUCUAACAACACAAGACAUUAACAAUUACAAAAACCGUAGUGUGAAUUCUGUGACUGCAGUUAAAACUAGUGAGGCUCAUGGGGCCCUGUUGUUAGAGCAAUUGCAUAGUCUUGCCUCCAAGAACCCUAAUUGGAUCAUACAUUAUGAAAAAGAUAAAAACAAUGAGCUGUUAUUUGUGUUGUUCCAGACGUCCGUUAUGCGAGAAACUUUGGAAAAGUAUCCCGAAAUUCUGUUCAUCGAUGGGACAUAUAAGGUUAACGUAGAAGGUUACAUUCUCUAUUCAAUUCUUUGUGAAGACGCUCGUGGUAGGGGUCGAUGCAUUUGCUAUGCGUUUUUGCAAAGGGAAACCUCCCUAAUUGUUCGCCCUGUUUUUCAGAAGUUUAUAGAUUGUAAUCCUUUUGUACUUUCAGCAUGCAAAGUUGUUAUGGUAGAUAAGGACCUAAAUCAGUUAAGGAUUUUGAAAGAGCUUCUGCCAAAAAGCACCAUUCUCCUAUGCACUUGGCAUGUUCUCCAUUACUUGGACUUGCAGAUUAUGAAAUACCCAGUUCAUCAGAGGGAAUUAUUGCGUCGCCUAAUUAAAGAAGUUGUCUAUGCCAAUCGCCUGUCUGUUUACGACAAAAAAGUUGCGCUGUUGAGGGAACACUCUCCUGACGAUUUUUUGCUCUACUUCAUGAACAAUUGGGAUUCCUGCAAAGAAAUGUGGGCGCAUGCGUACCGCCGAGACUUGCUAACAAUGGGGAAUAAUACCAACAACCGAAUUGAGAGCCAUAAUCAAAAACUAAAAAGCUUCCUGCGUCCAGGAAUGCACCUGGCUGCUGCGAUGACUGCUUUGCUAGAGUAUAUUGACCAUGAUAUUAUAUCACUAAGGUUUGCAAAACUUAGAGAGCUUAAGCUCAAUUUAAAUACAAGUAGCUUUGACAUGUUCCAGCUAACAUUAGCUCAAACGUGCACUCUGGUAGCUAGGAAUAUAGUAUUACGGGAAUAUGAGAAGUUUAAGACUAUUCGCUAUAUUGUUAGCUUUCAAAAUGACGCAUACACUGUUAAGUUGGAAGGGACAGAGUAUGUGAUAGCAAAAAGCCUAGACAGUUGCACAUGCCUCUGUUAUUCCCAAUAUGGACUUCCAUGUGCCCACAUUUUGACAGCACGGUCUUUUGCAAAUCUAGAACUAUUUGACCACUCUGUUAUUCCGCAUCGAUGGCGUAGGAGCCACUUCCUAGCAUCUGAAGCUACCGACCCUCUAAGCAUGCCUGGUCCAUGCACAGCUGGUUCGAGCCCACUAAGCUUGCAUAGCCCAACUCCGCUUAGCUCAAACCCACCUAGCCCGAGCCCACGUAGCCCAACUCCGCUUAGCUCAAACCCACUUAGCCCGAGCCCACGUAGCCCAACUCC
Messenger RNA from Ixodes scapularis (black-legged tick), 1979 nucleotides. RefSeq names its product zinc finger SWIM domain-containing protein 1-like. Gene Ontology annotation, molecular function: zinc ion binding. The record is from RefSeq and is a predicted model, not a curated record. Lineage: Eukaryota; Metazoa; Arthropoda; Arachnida; Ixodida; Ixodidae.